Messenger RNA from Prorocentrum cordatum, 1512 nucleotides. Lineage: Eukaryota; Dinophyceae; Prorocentrales; Prorocentraceae. The record is from the annotation of a GenBank genome assembly.
AGUUCUGCUCAAAGCGCCCUGGCUGAACCAGUUUUGGCGACGCCUUCUCGUCGAGCGGUAGGUACGUACGAGUUCCAAAGCCGUCGGGAUGGCUGCACAACCCCAGGGAUGUUUUAUCAAGCUUUAUUGCGAUGACGGCAAAGAAGAAGAAUACGAACUUCACAGCAUUCACUACAAGCUUCAUCCUACCGGUGUCGCGGUGUGCACUUUUAAUACACCUAAAAACAUGAAUUGCCUGGCCAUUAACCAGCAAUGGGAGAUGUUCGCACUACUCGACCAUAUGAGAAGGGAUGGCGAUGUGAAAGUAGCAAUAUGGACAGGUUCGGGUAAAGCAUUCAAUGCUGGUGCAGAUCUACGUGGUGAUGGCACAAUAUACGUACCGAAGCAUGCUCGGAAGAGUAUGUUGGCACGUGGGAUGGGACCAGUGCAAGGUGAUUUUGUUUUGAAGCCGCACACGAUAGCAUUUUGGGAUUUCCCCAAGCCGUCGAUCUGUGCUGUGAAUGGAUUGGCUGUUGGCGGUGCUGCAAACAUGGCACUUACCAAUCAGCACGACUUGGUAAUCUGCUCUACAGAUGCGCGGUUCAUGUAUCCGUUUCCCAAGCUGGGUUUCACGCCCGAGCUCGGGAGUUCUUAUAUGCUUCCGUACCUGAUUGGCCUAGCUAGAACGAAGGAAGUGUUUUACCUUAGUGACUGGUUUAGUGCCGAACAGGCGAAGGAGUGGGGUCUAGUUAACAAGGUCGUCGCCCCAGACCAAUUGCUGCCUGAGGCAAUGCAACUUGCAGAGCGGUUGUGCCUGCUGCAUCCCGCCGCGGUCCAGCAAUCCAAGAAGAUCCUCAAUUCUCAUAUUCGUAGCAAGCUCGAGCAGAUUCUCGAUGAUGAGUCGGCAGUGAUCAAUGCCAGCCUGUUGGCAACGGGCGGGCCGCCGCAGGUUGGGAAGUACAUGAAGAAGCAAGACGAGUUGAUCAAGCAACUGAAGGCGAAGCUGUAGUGGCAGGUGGACGUCUGCCCUGGAAAUGUGACCUGCCGAAUCCGCCUGGGCGAUAACAGAGGAUGAAGCUACUGAGGGCGGUAUUGCAGUGAGGGCUGCACGCUUGUCCUUGAUGUGCCGAGUCGAAGCCUCUAUCCUUGCAGAGGUGGUGCUGCAGUGCCUACCGUCGUAUGGGCAGUCGGGUUCGUUUCAAGAGCGCUCUCUGGAUUUUCCAUCGUCCCCUUUCCAUGAAGCACUGCCAUCGGCAUCGCGAACCGUCGCAUCGGAACAAGAGCGACGCGCGUCGGCAAGCAUGAAUACUGUCCAACGUAUGGAGCACGGACCACGUUGGUUUCGGAUUGGGGCUCGGGGUAUCUGGGGUUAGGCCCUUGCCCUUGCUUUCCCCGGGCGCUUCUCGCCAACUUGAGCGCAACUGGGGCCAGACAUCAGUCUUGUUCCCUUUGGACCUGGGAGGGUUCCGUAUGGCACAGCUUUGCCGCAUUGACAUUUUGGCCAUUGGCGGAUGGAGCGGCGCAGAGGGGGUC